Molecule: messenger RNA, 3299 nt
Organism: Rhinolophus ferrumequinum (greater horseshoe bat)
Lineage: Eukaryota; Metazoa; Chordata; Mammalia; Chiroptera; Rhinolophidae
Product: ATP-dependent RNA helicase DDX19A
Exons: 12
Coding region: 122-1558 (478 amino acids)
Biological process (GO): poly(A)+ mRNA export from nucleus
Cellular component (GO): cytoplasmic stress granule; nucleus
Molecular function (GO): ATP binding; RNA binding; RNA helicase activity
Source: RefSeq, a predicted model, not a curated record
UUUCUCACCGCCGCUUCCGGUCCGCGAGAGUGUCGGUCUCGCGCAAGCGGGGGAACCGGGGCAAGUGUUGGCGUGCGGUGCGGUACUUUUUUUCGCGAGUCGGACUCCCUCCCUUGGGACCAUGGCCACCGACUCGUGGGCCCUGGCAGUGGACGAACAGGAAGCGGCUGUCAAGUCGAUCAGUAAUUUGCAGAUCAAGGAAGAGAAAGUCAAACCAGAUACCAAUGGUGUUAUCAAAACCAAUGCUACUGCAGAGAAAACAGAUGAAGAAGAGAAAGAGGACAGAGCUGCCCAGUCCUUACUGAACAAGCUGAUCAGAAACAACCUGGUCGACAAUACAAACCAAGUGGAAGUCCUACAGCGGGAUCCAAAAUCCCCCCUCUACUCAGUGAAGUCCUUUGAGGAGCUUCGGCUGAAACCACAGCUUCUCCAGGGAGUCUAUGCCAUGGGCUUCAACCGACCAUCCAAGAUACAAGAGAACGCGUUACCCAUGAUGCUUGCUGAGCCCCCUCAGAACCUGAUUGCCCAGUCUCAGUCUGGUACUGGUAAAACAGCUGCCUUUGUCCUGGCCAUGCUCAGCCGAGUGGAACCAGCAGAGAGAUACCCCCAGUGUCUGUGCCUCUCCCCAACAUAUGAGCUGGCGCUUCAAACAGGAAAAGUGAUUGAGCAGAUGGGCAGAUUUCAUCCGGAACUAAAGCUAGCUUAUGCUGUUCGAGGCAAUAAAUUGGAAAGAGGUCAGAAGAUCAGUGAGCACAUUGUCAUUGGCACCCCUGGGACUGUCUUAGACUGGUGCGCCAAGCUCAAGUUCAUUGACCCCAAGAAGAUCAAGGUGUUUGUUCUGGAUGAGGCUGACGUGAUGAUAGCCACUCAGGGCCACCAAGAUCAGAGCAUCCGCAUCCAAAGGAUGCUGCCCAGGAACUGCCAGAUGCUGCUUUUCUCUGCCACCUUUGAAGACUCUGUAUGGAAAUUUGCCCAGAAAGUGGUCCCAGAUCCAAACAUUAUCAAACUGAAGCGCGAGGAGGAGACAUUGGACACCAUCAAGCAGUAUUACGUCCUGUGCAAUAACAGAGACGAGAAGUUCCAGGCCUUGUGUAACCUCUACGGGGCCAUCACCAUUGCUCAAGCCAUGAUCUUCUGCCAUACCCGCAAAACAGCUAGUUGGUUGGCAGCAGAGCUCUCAAAAGAAGGCCACCAGGUGGCUCUGCUGAGUGGUGAAAUGAUGGUGGAGCAGAGGGCUGCAGUGAUUGAGCGCUUCCGAGAGGGCAAAGAGAAGGUUCUGGUGACCACCAACGUGUGUGCCCGUGGUAUUGAUGUUGAACAGGUGUCUGUCGUCAUCAACUUUGACCUUCCCGUGGACAAGGACGGGAACCCAGACAAUGAGACCUACCUGCACCGGAUCGGACGCACUGGCCGCUUCGGCAAGAGGGGCCUGGCAGUGAACAUGGUCGACAGCAAACACAGCAUGAACAUCCUGAACAGAAUCCAGGAGCAUUUUAAUAAGAAAAUAGAAAGAUUGGACACGGAUGACUUGGACGAGAUUGAGAAAAUAGCCAACUGAGAAGCUCCACCAAUCCCUGGACGGGACACUAGUGCUUUCAUUGCACAGGCCUGGACGUUCACCAAAAGAUGAAGGCAGGAGUAGAGAGAAACUACCUACCUCACUAUAAAUUACAUUUGGACUUGACAAAAAUUAUGCAAAUGAUCGAGAAAGGUAGAAGGAAAAUUUCGCAUUUCGGAAAAUUUAGUCCUUUUCCCCCCAUUUUUUAAGCCACUGUUUUUCCCACCUUUAUAAUAAUCUGGUUGCUAUUGGUAAUCGCUCCAGGAUCCUGUCCCUGUUUCCUGGCUUGGGCUGUUGGGACCAGCCUCCAGCCCCUAAAGAAAUGAUAGAGGUAGAGUGUUGGAGAGGCCCACUGCAUAGAUGGAAUGUGGGGAGGGGUAGCCAAGAGGCCUGUGAGCUGCCCCCUCAUCUGACCCUGACUGAGACCUGUUACAAAUGUCUCCUGCCCUUGCGAACAUCUUCCUUCUAAAAUCCAGAGACGUUCCAGCUGAUCCCUUUUCCUUCUGUUCUCUGUACCAGAGGAUAUCCCUGUUUUUCCCUGGAUGAGCAUCUUGGCUCCUUUUGUAAACCUGAUUGGGGAGAAACACUGAAGUCAUUGAAUCUUCAGAGGAAUUCCCCUGGCAAGGGUAGAGGAAUCCUUCGGGGAUCCGGCCAGUCCUUCUCCUAUAGUUGCUCUGUCUGCUCAGGCACCUGCUAGUCAGUGGUGGCUGCCAGGAGACACGGGGCGUUUUCUGACACAGGCUUGGUGGAGUGAGUUGGUUCUUGUCCUUGGUUGUGACACUAUGCCCCAGAGUUUGGAAAGGAAGUUAUGACCAAAUGAAAACUCUGAUUAUGCUGUUCAUCCAUAAUAGUGGUUACUUUAAUUCAUACAUUGUUUGUAUGAAUAAGGACUGAUAAAUUAGAGCUAUACCCAUCAUUCAUUAUGUUAAGAAAUUUUUAAAUGAUUAUGAAACAUUUUACUAAUCAUGAUUUGUUUUUAUUUGUAUUUUUCGGGUUUUUAGACUAAUAUAUGCUCAUUAAAAAAUAUAUUUGGGUGUGUACAUAAAGUCCAAGUGCCCUCUAUCCCCACCUCUUUGGGGGUCACCAUCACGAGCAGCUUGGUGAACAUUCAACAUAUUGCCUUCUGUUUGCAUACGCCAACCCACUUUUUUACAAAAAUGUCCACCUUCUCCUCACACUCUUGUGCAACCUGCCUUUUCACUGCCAGCACACAUAGAUCUCUCUCUUGACAAUGGCAUCAUUCCAGCACGGAGCUGCCCAACGUUCAUUUCACGACUCCUCUAGUGAUAGGCGUAUGGUGUUUUCCACGGUUGUGUUGCCACAGUGCCACGGGAAUCUCCUUGCUCAUCUCUGGGCCGUGCUAAGACUCACACGAGGAUGUAUUCCUGAAGUAGAGUUGUUGGGUCAAAGAGUGGGGACAUUUAAAGGUAUAAUACAUCGCCAAAAUGUUUUGACUGAUUUAUGUUAUUGCAGUGAUACAAAAAUACUAUUUUCUUACCUGCUUGCCAACCUUCUACAUUAUCAAUUUUUAAAACUUGGUGAGUCAGAGUAGCAAAAUAGAUUACGUCAUUGCUCUUUUGUUUUGUAUUCAGUGAAGUCUGGCAACUUCAGUUUAUUAGAUAUUUGUAUUUUCUCUUGGGGUGCUACCCAUGCUUGUCUCACCAUUUUACUGUUUGUCAAUCUCUAAUGAUUUUUAGGCACCUUUUUAUUUUAAGGAAAUUAAACUUUGUCUUGAGUGGUA